Messenger RNA from Rattus norvegicus (Norway rat), 1876 nucleotides. RefSeq names its product C-X-C motif chemokine receptor 6 (gene Cxcr6). Gene Ontology annotation, biological process: G protein-coupled receptor signaling pathway; inflammatory response; chemokine-mediated signaling pathway. Lineage: Eukaryota; Metazoa; Chordata; Mammalia; Rodentia; Muridae. The record is from RefSeq and is a predicted model, not a curated record. Gene Ontology annotation, molecular function: coreceptor activity; C-X-C chemokine receptor activity; G protein-coupled receptor activity. Gene Ontology annotation, cellular component: membrane; plasma membrane.
GAGAGAACCAGAGGCAGACCUUUAGCAAGCACACUUCACUCUGGAACAAAGCUACUGGGGCUUCUCUUCUGAUGUUUGCCAUGGAUGAUGGGCAUCAAGAGAAAGAUCUGGACGAUGACGUCUACGGGGGAGAUCCCUGGCUCUUCAACAACUCCAGUGGUAACAGCCAGGAACACAAACGCUUCCUAAAGUUCAAGGAGGUUUUUCUGCCCUGCAUGUAUCUGGUAGUGUUUGUCCUUGGACUGCUAGGGAACUCCCUGGUUCUGAUUAUAUACAUUUUCUACCAGAGGCUGAGGAGUCUGACAGACGUGUUCCUGCUGAACUUGCCCCUGGCUGACCUGGUGUUUGUCUGUACUCUGCCCUUUUGGGCCUACGCAGGCACCUAUGAGUGGGUCUUUGGCACAGCCAUGUGCAAAACUCUUCGAAGCAUGUAUGCAAUGAACUUCUACGUGUCCAUGCUCACUCUCACCUGCAUCACGGUGGAUCGUUUCGUUGUAGUGGUCCAGGCUACCAAGGCCUUCAACAGGCAGGCUAAGUGGAAGAUCUGGGGCCAAGUCACUUGCUUGCUCAUCUGGGUAGUCUCCCUGCUGGUUUCUUUGCCACAGAUCAUCUACAGCAGAGUUGGACAUAUUGACAGGCUUAUCUGUCAGUUCCACAACGAGGCGAUAUCGACUGUGGUUCUUGUUCUACAGAUGACUCUGGGGUUCUUCCUGCCAUUGCUCACUAUGAUUCUGUGCUACUCAGGCAUUAUCAAGACCUUGCUUCACGCUCGAAACUUCCAGAAGCACAAAUCUCUAAAGAUCAUCUUCCUUGUAGUGGCUACGUUCCUGCUGACCCAGACACCCUUCAACAUUGCCAUGUUAAUCCAGUGGAUAAGUUGGGAAUACAGUACCAUAACCAGCUUUCAGUAUGUCGUCUUAGUGACAGAGGCGAUAGCAUACCUUCGGGCCUGCCUUAACCCUGUACUCUAUGCCUUUGUUGGCUUAAAGUUCCGGAAGAACCUCUGGAAACUUAUGAAGGACAUCAGCUGCCUCUCUCGUCUGGGAGUCUCAAGUCAGUGGAAGUCUUCUGAGGACAAUUCCAAGACUUGUUCUGCCUCCCACAAUGCAGAGACCACCAGUAUGUUCCAAUUGUAAUAUGACUUGCCACACUUGGAGAAGCUAAUAUCAGAAUUCUUAGGAGCAUGGCUAUAUCCUUUGGACACAACAAAAAAAGUUUUGCUUAUAGCAUGUGGAGUAUUAUGUAGAAGUCACUGAACACUGUGGCUGGUAUACAAAGCUUCUCAGAUAUAAAUAUAACUUGUUCUUAAUAUCUAAGCCUAAUGCUCAAAGGAGAAUGUCUCGAGAUUUUGAAGCACUUUCUCUCUUUCAUCCCUAAGACUCAGGUUCUCUUUUACCAAGUUUGAGGCUAAAAGUUGAAGCAGAGCUGCAUCAACAAAGAUGUUGACAGCAGGUGAUGAUGUGCAGGGCUCCAGAGCUCAGAAGAGUCUUAAUGGGCAAGCAGUUGAGAGUUGAGAAGCCCCCCACACAAAUACUGCUCCAAUGAGACUAAGCUCUGACUCAUCCACGGGUCUGUCUGACUUUUGUAUGGGUGGAUGCUUAUGUUUUAUUGGAAUUGUCUUGGGAAGAGCAGCAAUAAGGGGCUGAAAAUAGACCAGAAUAAAUUAGCUAAAUUUCAGUGGUCCAUGUAAUGCUAGCAAAAUGUAUAAAACAGAGCUUAAGACCAUAACAAAGAGAACUCUGGUGGCUUUGCUCAUCUGAAAAGAAAAAUAAAAAAGGAAUUUUCCCAUGCCUGUGAGACAUAAUAUGUACAUACAAGUAUAUCAAGUAUUUUAAGUAUCAUGGCUAAGAAAUAAAGCCUUUUAAAAGUUUUCAAA